Molecule: messenger RNA, 1777 nt
Organism: Wasmannia auropunctata (little fire ant)
Lineage: Eukaryota; Metazoa; Arthropoda; Insecta; Hymenoptera; Formicidae
Gene: wg
Product: protein Wnt-1
Exons: 4
Coding region: 86-1279 (397 amino acids)
Biological process (GO): multicellular organism development; cell fate commitment; canonical Wnt signaling pathway
Cellular component (GO): extracellular region
Molecular function (GO): cytokine activity; frizzled binding
Source: RefSeq, a predicted model, not a curated record
CGAUCGGAGAUAAGAGACGACCGAGAGCGGAUUGCGCGCGCGGGACAUUCUGAGAUCGCGAGACACGCGAGACACACGCCGGAAGAUGCCGAGGCUGUGGAUGUUUCUGGCCGUGCUCUCGGUGACGGUGCACGCGUCGCUGGAGGAGACCAGGAACAAGAAUCGCGGCAGGGGAUCCACGUGGUGGGGUAUUGCAAAAGCAGGCGAACCCAACAAUUUCUUACCGAUGUCAGCAGGUUCCAUACGCAUGGAACCGAUCUACGCGAACCUAAGAAGAAAGCAGAGGAAGCUCGCAAGAGAAAACCCAGGAGUAUUAAUGGCAGUGUCCAGGGGUGCGAACCAAGCUAUCUCCGAAUGCCAAUAUCAGUUUCGCAACCGGCGGUGGAAUUGCUCGACAAAAAAUUUUCUCAGAGGGAAAAAUCUCUUCGGCAAGAUCGUCGACAGAGGAUGUCGAGAGACCGCUUUCAUCUACGCCAUCACAAGUGCGGCAGUUACUCACAGUAUCGCUAGGGCAUGUAGCGAGGGCAGCAUUCAGUCGUGUUCCUGCGACUAUACUCACCAAUCACGUGCAUCAUCCGCCGUUCGAGAUUGGGAAUGGGGUGGUUGCUCGGAUAACAUUGGAUAUGGCUUCAAGUUCUCUCGCGAAUUCGUCGAUACCGGCGAACGCGGUCGGAAUCUCCGCGAGAAGAUGAAUCUACAUAACAAUGAAGCCGGCAGAGCACAUGUGACUUCAGAAAUGCGUCAGGAAUGCAAGUGCCACGGCAUGUCCGGCUCGUGCACGGUGAAGACCUGCUGGAUGCGGCUGCCGCUUUUCCGCGUGGUCGGCGACAAUCUGAAGGAUCGCUUCGACGGGGCGUCCCGGGUAAUGGUCAGUAAUUCAGACCGCGCGCGCAUCAACAACAAUGCCAUCACCAGCAACUCGGCGAGCAACUCCGUGCACCAGCACCGCGACGGCCUCGGACGCCGGCAUCGCUACAACUUCCAGCUGAAGCCGUACAAUCCGGAGCACAAGCCGCCCGGGCAGAAGGAUCUCGUUUACGUGGAGCCGUCGCCGCCGUUCUGCGAGAAGAAUCCCAAACUCGGCAUCCUGGGCACCCACGGGCGGCAGUGCAACGACACGAGCAUCGGCGUAGACGGCUGCGACCUGAUGUGCUGCGGCAGGGGCCACAAGACUCAGGAGGUGACGGUAAUCGAGAGGUGCUCCUGCACGUUCCACUGGUGCUGCGAGGUCAAGUGCCAGGUGUGCAGGACGAAAAAGACGAUACACACAUGUCUGUGAAAAGAGGGAACCCGGUCGUGAGAUAUCUCGUAAUAUCUUUAUAAUCUUCGAGGUAACCUUUCGUGCAGGGUUAAACGAUCAAAGUUUAAUUCGAACUUUCUCUGUUUUCGCGGUAACCCCCCUCCCCCUUGCAUAACGAUACGUUGAGGAAUUCAAAGGAUUGAGACUACUCUUCUUUUUUUUUAACUCAAGAAUCCUCGUAGUUUCUUUCGUGGACGAUCGACGGUCUGUUUCUGCGAGAGAUCCCGCCGUGGGUCUUGCCGGACGGGGAUCGAAGUCGUCGUGGAGUCCCGCGAGGAACUCGCGGAACCUCCUCGUCUCCAGUAUUACGCGAAACGAACGAAACCACAUAUAUUUAUUACGUCGCGUCGCGCGCGUAUUAAAGACUGAGAUGGUGAGAAGCGUUCGUGCGAUUGUAGGUUUUUAAGGCUUUAAGAUAGGCAAGACUACGGGAUGUGCGGGAAGGGAUGUGUGCGGUAGAAACGGUGUAAAUACCGG